This is a messenger RNA of Mandrillus leucophaeus (drill), 1017 nucleotides long. It is a transcript of the gene COMTD1, whose product is annotated as catechol-O-methyltransferase domain containing 1. The record is from RefSeq and is a predicted model, not a curated record. Bases 133 to 921 code for a protein of 262 amino acids. The transcript is spliced from 7 exons. Gene Ontology annotation, molecular function: S-adenosylmethionine-dependent methyltransferase activity; O-methyltransferase activity. NCBI's taxonomy places the organism in Eukaryota, Metazoa, Chordata, Mammalia, Primates, Cercopithecidae.
UGCCCGAGACCACUGCUCCGCGGGCAGUGCCCAGACAAGGUGGAGCCCGGCGGGCCCGCGAAUCCGAGACGUGUCCCAGGAGCUCCAGCGCACGUGACCUGCCAUUGCCUCCCGCCGCCUCCUGCCCGCGCCAUGACCCAGCCGGUGCCCCGGCUCUCCGUGCCCGCCGCGCUGGCCCUGGGCUCAGCCGCGCUGGGCGCGGCCUUCGCCACUGGCCUCUUCCUGGGAAGGCGGUGCCCCCCAUGGCGAGGCCGGCGAGAGCAGUGCCUUCUUCCCCCCGAGGACAGCCCGCUGUGGCAGUAUCUUCUGAGCCGCUCCAUGCGGGAGCACCCGGCGCUGCGAAGCCUGAGGCUGCUGACCCUGGAGCAGCCGCAGGGGGAUUCCAUGAUGACCUGCGAGCAGGCCCAGCUCUUGGCCAACCUGGCGCGGCUCAUCCAGGCCAAGAAGGCGCUGGACCUGGGCACUUUCACGGGCUACUCUGCCCUGGCCCUGGCCCUGGCGCUGCCCGCAGACGGGCGCGUGGUGACCUGCGAGGUGGAAGCGCAGCCCCCGGAGCUGGGGCGGCCCCUGUGGAGGCAGGCCGAGGCGGAGCACAAGAUCGACCUCCGGCUGAAGCCCGCCCUGCAGACCCUGGACGAACUGCUGGCGGCGGGCGAGGCCGGCACCUUCGACGUGGCCGUGGUGGAUGCGGACAAGGAGAACUGCGCUGCCUACUACGAGCGCUGCCUGCAGCUGCUGCGACCCGGAGGCAUCCUCGCCGUCCUCAGAGUCCUGUGGCGCGGGAAGGUGCUGCAACCUCCGAAAGGGGACGUGGCGGCCGAGUGUGUGCGAAACCUAAACGAACGCAUCCGGCGGGACGUCAGGGUCUACAUCAGCCUCCUGCCCCUGGGCGAUGGCCUCACCUUGGCCUUCAAGAUCUAGGGCUGGCCCCUAGUGAGCGAGGGAGGGUUGUCUGGGAACCCCAGGAAUUGACCCUGAGUUUUAAAUUCGAAAAUAAAGUGGGGCUGGGACACACGA